UUAAGGCCACUGAGUUGCAAACUUGGCUGUUGUAUUAUGCAUAUCCUUGUCUUCAGGACUUUCUUAAAGAUGAAUAUCUAGAGAAUUUCUUGUGUCUUUCAGAGGGGAUUCACAUUUUACUAGGAAAUGCAAUAUCAGAAGAGUCUCUGACUAAAGCAAAAGGCCUGUUGCAGCAGUUCUAUGCAUCAUUUGCUAGAUUGUAUGGGGAAGGAUCUAGUGGCCUCAACAUUCACAAUACAGGAUCACACUUGUGUGACUUUGUUAAACUUUGGGGUCCCAUAUGGUGUUGGAGUUGUUUUCCUUUUGAGGACAUAAAUGCAAUGCUGCUUAAUUCUGUUCAUGGUACAGGAGUUGUGUUAAAGCAGGCCAUGAAAUACCGUCAGGCCCAACUGUGCAUCAGAAGGAAAGGACUUGAGUUAAAAAAAUGUAAUAGCUGGAAGGUAAAUUACAUGGCAUCAAAUUGUGCCGUAGCAGGAGCUAUGCAGGUACUUCAACAACAUGAAUUAGAAGAUUCCGUGAAAGCAAAUCUGAUUAAUUUGUUACAGGAAAACUUCCUGGAUAAAUUAAAGAAACUGAACAGAGUUGUUGUUAAUGAAAAGCGUUUCUACUCGGAGCAGUACACACGUAUGCAAAAAAGAAUCUGUACAGUUGUUCUCUUCAGAAAUAAUGAAAUUGGCAAAAUCAAGUACUUCGUGUUCUGUAAUUACACUGAUUCUGUGUACGCUGUUCUCCAAAAAUUGGAAAGAAUUCCAGAAGGACAAGAAAACCAUUACAUACCAGUUACAUUCUCACAAGAAAUUGUUGUGUCCAAUGUUGAGAACCUGAUAGAGGUUUUAGUUUAUCUUGAUUUACAGGAUGUAAAUAGGAAAUAUGUGAUAAAGAUGCCCAAUGGCUAUGGCCAUGCCAUAUUCAAGUGAUUGCGUGAUGCUAUUUUCUUAUUAAUUAAAGUACGGACAGAGGCAAACUUAAUGCAGUGUAUUGAAUUUCCACUGAAACAGAAUAAAUACUCAUUUAUCAGGAUCCAAUUCAAAUUACCAGACUUAAACAGUUAAGGUAAUUUUUGACAAAGGACUUUUACUUUGAUGCUGCAAUGAAACAUUUAUGAUACAUCGGAAUAGUGAUAUGAUGACAAAAUAAAAUUUAAACAUUAUAA
This is a messenger RNA of Magallana angulata, 1153 nucleotides long. RefSeq lists its product as uncharacterized. The transcript has a single exon. The record is from RefSeq and is a predicted model, not a curated record. Bases 321 to 917 code for a protein of 198 amino acids. Lineage: Eukaryota; Metazoa; Mollusca; Bivalvia; Ostreida; Ostreidae.